Molecule: messenger RNA, 259 nt
Organism: Prorocentrum cordatum
Lineage: Eukaryota; Dinophyceae; Prorocentrales; Prorocentraceae
Source: the annotation of a GenBank genome assembly
GAGCUGGGGUUCUACAAGCACGUGCUGCCGUCGAAGAUCAGCAGCGUUGAGGCGCUCGCCGCCGCCGCCCCCGUCGCGGAGUCAGCCCUUGCUUCGGCCCGUCCCCUUCUCGCUGCAGAGAACGCGGCGCGCUCAGCUACGACGUCUUCUGGCGAGGCGUCGUCGGCUUCCAGGCGACGGAGAGCAUUGUUGCCGGAGGAGAACCGCCAGUCCAACAGAGAGAUCGUCGAGGCGCUGGAUGACGCCAUGCGUGAUUUGA